This is a messenger RNA of Vicia villosa (hairy vetch), 615 nucleotides long. RefSeq lists its product as uncharacterized. Lineage: Eukaryota; Viridiplantae; Streptophyta; Magnoliopsida; Fabales; Fabaceae. The transcript has 4 exons. The record is from RefSeq and is a predicted model, not a curated record. The coding region runs from base 1 to 615 and encodes 204 amino acids.
AUGUCUCGCCCAAUUGAGACAUUGAAAGAGAUCAAUGAUUCAAAAGAUUUGUGGAAGAUCGCUGUUAGGUGCAAACAUCUGUGGACUGUCACAAGUUCUUCAAACAAAGAACACAUGGAGAUGGUUUUGGUUGAUUCUAAGCGUGAUAUGAUUCAGGCUGUUGUCCCUGCUUAUUUGCUUUCGAAAUUCAAAUCUGAAAUUGAAACAGGAAACUCUUAUAUCAUGCAAAAUUUUAAAGUUGGGAAGAAUGAUUUUGCUUUUAAGUCGACAAAUCAUACAUACAAAUUGGUUUUUUGUGGGUCAACUUCUGUUAAGAAAGCAGAAUUUCCUGAUAUCCCUCAUAACUACCUUAACAUUAUUGAUUUGAUUGGAGGAAUCACUGAUAUCACUCAAACCCAAGUUAACGGUGACAACAACAAGAACAGAAUAGUUUUUUCAAUUGUAGAUGCCAGCAAAACAGUUGUACAAUGUACUCUUUGGGGGCAACUUGCAGUUCAGCUAUAUGAGUAUUAUAAGAAUAAUAAGCAAGCCUCUGAUAUUGUCAUUGUGCUAAUCAAUGCAAGGGUUAAAGAGGCUCAAGUUGUAACUGUUUCUUCAAUUUCUUGUGAUUCAUGA